Molecule: messenger RNA, 830 nt
Organism: Orycteropus afer afer
Lineage: Eukaryota; Metazoa; Chordata; Mammalia; Tubulidentata; Orycteropodidae
Gene: ZDHHC12
Product: zinc finger DHHC-type palmitoyltransferase 12
Biological process (GO): protein targeting to membrane; peptidyl-L-cysteine S-palmitoylation
Cellular component (GO): Golgi apparatus; endoplasmic reticulum
Molecular function (GO): protein-cysteine S-palmitoyltransferase activity
Source: RefSeq, a predicted model, not a curated record
UCCGGGUGGGGCCCCGGGCCGAGGCGAUGGCGCCCUGGGUGCUCUUCAGCCCUGGGGUCCUGGUGCGGACCGGGCACACUGUGUUGACCUGGGGGAUCACGCUGGUGCUCUUCCUGCACGACACCGAGCUGCGACAAUGGGAAGAGCAGGGGGAGAUGCUCCUGCCCCUCACCUUCCUCCUCCUGGUGCUGGGCUCCCUGCUGCUCUACCUGGCUGUGUCGCUCAUGGACCCGGGCUAUGUGAAUAUUCAGCCCCAACUCCAGGAGGAGCCCAAGGAGGAGCAGACGGCCAUGGUUCCUCAGGCCAUGCCCCUUCGGCGCUGCAGAUACUGCCUGGUGCUGCAGCCACUGAGGGCCCGGCACUGCCGUGAGUGCCACCACUGUGUCCGCCGCUAUGACCACCACUGCCCCUGGAUGGAGAACUGCGUGGGGGAGCGAAACCACCCACUCUUCGUGACCUACCUGGCACUGCAACUGGUGGUGCUUCUGUGGGCCCUGUACCUGGCAUGGUCUGGCCUCCGGUUCUUCCAGCCCUGGGGGCUGUGGCUGCGGUCCAACGGGCUCCUGUUUGCCACUUUCCUGCUGCUAUCUCUCUUCUCGUCAGUGGCUGGCCUGCUCCUGGCCUCACACCUCUAUCUUGUGGCCAGCAACACCACCACCUGGGAGUUCAUCUCCUCGCACCGCAUUGCCUACCUCCGUCAACGCUCCAUCAACCCCUUCGACCGUGGCCUGAUCCGCAACCUGGCCCACUUCUUCUGUGGAUGGCCCUCAGGGUCCUGGGAGACCCUAUGGGCUGAGGGGGAAGAGGAGGGCAGCAACCAGGCUGUUUAG